Molecule: messenger RNA, 1103 nt
Organism: Misgurnus anguillicaudatus (oriental weatherfish)
Lineage: Eukaryota; Metazoa; Chordata; Actinopteri; Cypriniformes; Cobitidae
Gene: ppiaa
Product: peptidylprolyl isomerase Aa (cyclophilin A)
Biological process (GO): response to hypoxia; protein peptidyl-prolyl isomerization; protein folding
Cellular component (GO): cytoplasm
Molecular function (GO): peptidyl-prolyl cis-trans isomerase activity; cyclosporin A binding
Source: RefSeq, a predicted model, not a curated record
GGCCUUCAUUCGGUCUUUCUCAAGUUGUAAGCGCACCAUCGUUAAACCGUUUACCCGCCUCAGCAUCAUCCAAACUUAAAACAUCUUAAAUCAUGGCAAAGCCAAGGGUUUUCUUCGAUAUUACCGCAGACGGCAAUCCGGUCGGGAGAGUGAUCAUGGAGCUGAGAGCUGAUGUUGUCCCCAGGACAGCAGAGAACUUUAGGCAGCUGUGCACAGGAGAGCCUGGCUUUGGCUACAAAGGAUCCACUUUCCAUCGUGUCAUCCCUGGCUUCAUGUGUCAGGGUGGUGACUUCACAAAGCACAAUGGAACUGGUGGAAAGUCCAUUUACGGAAAUAAGUUUGCUGAUGAGAACUUCACCCUGAAACACACUGGUGCUGGUAUCCUGUCUAUGGCCAAUGCUGGUGCCAACACCAAUGGUUCCCAGUUCUUCAUCUGUACAGCUGCUACUUCAUGGCUGGAUGGCAAGCACGUUGUUUUUGGACAGGUUGUGGAGGGCAUGGAUGUCAUCAGGAAAGUUGAGGAAUAUGGUUCUAGUAGUGGAAAGACCAGCGCCAAGAUCGUCGUUGCUAAUUGUGGCGAGCUGUAAACACCUCAACCACCAUUUUCACCAAAACCUUAGUCUAGUUACCCCUCAGUACUCCCUCUCCUAAAUCUUGCAGUUAACCGCAACAUUCCUGUCAAACUUUUAUAACCCCACAUCGUCCAUUUGUUUAUGACGAGUUGCCUUUAUCUGUUUUCUUUUACAAAUGAAGUCAUGUAGGCUUAUUUGUGUAUCAAAAUUCUGAAAAUAAAGGGGAACAAUGACUUUGUUUAUUUGUUUUUUGUUUUUACACCCUUUUCAUUUCUCUUAAUGUGCACAGCCUCUGCUCAUAUUUAAGGCUUGGUUAAACUUAAAACUGUAACCUUAUCCGUUUCUUAUUAAAUGCUGUAACUCGGCAUAAUGUUUUCCCUGUGUAAAGAGGUAAUACUAUCUGAGAGCUGGCACGUGUAAUCUUAGCUUUGUGGUUAAUGGAUGCCAAUUUAAAGUUGACCUGAUUGAACCUGUAAUUCAACCAUUCAUCAUGUGAUGUAAGCUGAAUUUAUUAAAUUGCUUUGCACCUAA